Eupeodes corollae is the source of this 2295-nucleotide messenger RNA. Its product is annotated as glucose dehydrogenase [FAD, quinone]-like. The coding region runs from base 192 to 2048 and encodes 618 amino acids. NCBI's taxonomy places the organism in Eukaryota, Metazoa, Arthropoda, Insecta, Diptera, Syrphidae. The transcript has a single exon. Gene Ontology annotation, molecular function: flavin adenine dinucleotide binding; oxidoreductase activity, acting on CH-OH group of donors. The record is from RefSeq and is a predicted model, not a curated record.
AUGCUAUAUUCAUUCGCGGCAUUGUAACUGUUUAGUUAAGAUCGAUCGCGCAAACCGUUCCAAGUGUUAGAAAUUAAAAAAGUAAAUUAUCUAAAUUUUUUAAAUAUUUAUCCAUAGAAUGAUCUUCAACUUCUGAUCUUGCAAUUUGUACAACAAACAAAAAAUAAAGUUAGAUAGAGAAUUAAGAAAAAAUGUUUAAAAACGCGUAUAAUAGACUUUUUGUCGUGGUUACGAUCGUGGUUUUGAGUGCCGUUGUGAUCAAUUCCCAAAAUGUCAUCCUUGAAACUUUGGAUUUUCUGCGUCGCGGAGGUGAAGACAAUCGCCUUGAAAACAUGGACAAUAAACCCAUGGACGGAGAGUACGAUUUUAUUGUAGUCGGUGCGGGAACUGCUGGUUGCACUAUGGCCGCUCGUCUGUCUGAGAAUCCCGCCUGGAAGGUGCUUUUGCUGGAGGCCGGUGGACCGGAGAGUCUGAUCAUGGACGUACCGAUUGUGGCGCAUUUUCUGCAACUUGGUGAAAUGAACUGGAAAUAUCGCACCCAGCCCAGUGAUCGUGCCUGCUUGGCGAUGAAUAACAACCGUUGCAAUUGGCCCAGAGGAAAAGUGAUGGGUGGAUCUAGUGUUCUUAACUACAUGAUGUACACUCGUGGUAAUCGCCGUGACUACGAUCGAUGGGCUGCGCUUGGAAAUGAGGGAUGGAGCUACAAGGAUGUUUUGCCAUAUUUCAAGAAAUAUGAAGGCAGCAGUGUCCCUAACGCCGAACCAGAAUACGUUGGCCGCGAUGGACCAGUCAAGGUAUCGUAUGUCGAUUGGAAAUCAAAAAUUGCUACAGCCUUUGUCGAAGCUGCUCAGGAGGAUGGUCUUAGGUAUGUCGAUUACAAUGGACGAGUUCAAACUGGAGUGUCAUACCUGCAUACGACUACCAGGAAUGCCACUCGCUGGAGUUCCAACCGAUCCUAUCUCUAUCCGAUCAAAGGAAAACGUCCCAAUUUGCAUGUUAAGAAACGCGCUCUAGUCACCAAGAUCCUCAUCAAUCCCCAAACCAAGGCGGCUUAUGGUGUUGUUGUGAAGACCGACGGACAUUAUCACAAAGUGUUAGCACGCAAGGAAGUGAUCGUGACUGCUGGAGCCAUCAACUCACCACAGCUUCUCAUGUUGUCAGGAGUCGGUCCAGCCAAACAUUUGAGGGAAGUGGGCAUCAAACCUCUCGCCGAUCUCGCCGUGGGUUAUAAUUUACAAGAUCACACCGCCCCGGCUGUAACAUUCACUACCAAUGUGUCGUCGUUGCAUUUCGAGGACUUUGCCAAUCCGCUACUUUUGAACGAAUUUAAUAGACAGGGAGGACCAUACGGAUCUCCUGGAGGUUGUGAGACUAUUGCCUUCUGGGAUCUUGAUCACCAGGAACUAGAAGACGGUUGGCCAGAUAUAGAGUUGUUCAUGGUGGGCGGUUCGAUGUCAGCAAAUCCAGCUAUUUCCAGAGCUUUCGGUCUGAAGGACAUUGUCUACGAUGCAUUGUUCCGGGAGAUCGAGCAGAAAAACCUCGAUGCCUUCAUGAUAUUCCCUAUGAUUCUGCGUCCAAAAUCACGUGGCCGAAUUAUGCUGAAGAACACCGAUCCCACCAAAUAUCCUCUCAUCUAUGCCAACUACAUGCAUCAUCCCUACGAUGUGGACAUUUCAGUGCGAGGUUUGCUCAAGGCUAUCAGUUUGAUGGAUCGUUCGGCAUUCAAGGCUAUCAAUGCCAAAUUGUGGGAGAGGAAAAUUCCAACUUGUUCACAGUAUCGCUACAAAACCUACGAAUACUGGGAGUGUUAUGUGAAACAUUUCACCUUCACCAUCUAUCAUUAUUCUGGAACGACAAAGAUGGGACCAAAGACCGAUCGUUCCGCUGUUGUAGAUCCUCGUCUGCGAGUCUAUGGCAUUAAGAAUCUUCGAGUUGCUGAUGCUGGUAUCAUGCCAGAAAUUAUGUCAGGACAUCCAAAUGGGCCGGUAUUCAUGAUUGCUGAGAAGGCAGCUGAUAUGAUUAAGCAAGAUCAUGGUUUCAUUCCAUGAACCUCCCACACAAAAAGAAACAUCAAUUAGAUAAUAAGUUUGAAUGAAUGUGUGAUUGUGAUAGAAAAAUACGGAUGUAAAUGUAAAUAAUGAAUUAAGGGUUAAAAUUAUCAUCGAAUAUAUUUACAUAUAUAUGUUUUUAUAUUUAUCAUCAUUUUGUGAAAAUGAAAAUGUACUGAAAAUAGAUAUGUAAGACUUUAGACUAUAAGAUACUUUUAGAUUUGUAAUAAAAGGUUAAAAAAUUAAA